AUGGACAACACUAACGUAUACUUCAAAGACACGAAAAAUGCAAUUCUUCCCAGUUUAAAUAAUUUUAUCACCAACGCAAAAGGUUUGUCCAAUGAGUCCUUGACAGUGAAACAUAACAUAAGUUUAAGCAUCCAAUUUGUUAAUGGAGUAACUCAAGAAUUAGAAGCGGAUGGCAAAACAAUUUUUAAACGAAAUGUAAAAAAGGAUUUCUCUAACAUCGCCGAUUAUAAACUAUUUGCUAUAAAUAAGGAACAGCAAAAGUAUGAACAAAUUAAACAUGACGUGCAGGCGAAAAUCAACAGAAAAAAUCAAAUCGAACAUUAUUUCAACGUUGUUGAUCGCCAAUUACAGUUUGUCAUGAAAAAAAAAAUAAUGAAAUCGGAAGCCAUUAUUGUUGCAGCAAUGAAAGAACACGAAAAUAAAAUUGUUAAUUUACAAUUAGAUGCGAACAGUUUGCAAUCAAAAAUUGAGGCGAACGCAAAAAAUAACGAGAUUAACAAAAAUAGCCGUAUGCAAAUCAGGUAA
Macrosiphum euphorbiae (potato aphid) is the source of this 525-nucleotide messenger RNA. The record is from the annotation of a GenBank genome assembly. Lineage: Eukaryota; Metazoa; Arthropoda; Insecta; Hemiptera; Aphididae.